UUUCUCCAUUGACAUUUUGUAAAGUCAUAAUAUAAAGAGUUUUAAGCUCGGCCCAUGCCAAUUUUCGUCCAGGUAGUUGUAUUUAUAAAACAUUUGUUUCAGAGCAAACAUUUCUUUGGGAAAAUGGAAUAAAAAGCAAAGGUACGAGACUGAAUACUGACUGACUCUGAACCGCUAGGGGUCGUCGUCAGGCACGACGCGACUCUGAACCGCUAGGGAACGUCGUUAGGCACGACUCUAAAUCCCGGGCCCGAGUAGCUGGAGGUGAUGCUUCACGGCGUCGUCCCCUUAAGUGUACAUUAGAUCUCCAGCACCAUAAUGGCGAACUGCUCGUUCGGUGAAUAUGGCAGCAGAAUGGCUGAGCUUGAACACAGCCACAGUCGGCUCAGAAAAGAGACUGGAGAGAUGAGGCACUUGCUGGAGGUUGCAGAUGAGGAGGUGGCUGAACUACGCAUGGAGAAUGCAGCCCUGACAGGCAAAGUGGAAAUGCUGGAGAGUUCCCUCAGCGAUGCGGGGCACAUCCAAGUUGAGCUCCGCAGGGUCAAGAGCCUCCUCUGUGAGGAGCAGAGUAGCAACAGGAAAAGAACAAGCAACAAGGAGCAGGAGAUUCAAAAGUUGGAGGAGGAACGUAAGAUUCUGACGGAGCAGGCCAAAGGUCUAUCUGCCCAGCUGAAGGAGCUGCAGCAGCAGAGAGAGCAACGCGAGCUCAGCCAGAGUAACCUGGAGGCAGCACUGCAAAGGCUUCAGAUUAAAAUGGAAGAUAUUCGCCAGGAGCUGAAACUGAAGGAUGAGGAUAUCCACCAGCAAAACUGGCAGUUGAUGCAGCUUGAGGAGAUGAGGGAAGAGUACACAAACAUUAUACGGGACCUGCGGCUCAGGAACAAGGACCUGGAGAGCCAGGUGGAGCUCCAGCAGGAGGAGGCCGCCCGCCUGGUGAAUCACCAAUCCCCCCGCAACCCCCUCUCCAUCGCGGACGAGGUGGAGCUGCAGGCCUACCUGGCGGUGGUGGAGAAUUGUAGGCGAGAAGAGAAAGAUGAUGGGAAAAACACUGCUGUCAAGCCUUUUCCAAAGAGCCAGGGUCGUUCAGGUGGCCAGCUGCUGCACGGCGUGCUGACCAAGGGCCUCCUGGCCCUCGGAGGUGUGUCUGUCCUGGCCCUCGGAGGUCUGUCUGUCCUGGCCGUGACGGCCCCCAUGCUACUGGACAACUGGGGCUACAGCGCCGACCUUGUCUCCACCAACGACCUCUGGAAGACUGUGCAUGACUUGUUCUUGCGUAACUGUGACAAACAGUACAAGUGUUUGCCUCCAGUCUAGACUCCACCUAACUGGUAGGACUUGAAGCAGUUGUAGAAGAUUAAAUUGAAGUGUCUAACUGAGUGAAAUAUGUCUGGUUGGAGUUACCUUACAUCAUUCUUACCUGAAAUACCUCCUUCGUUCGACGUUAUUUUAUUGGAUUUUUUAUAGGCUGUUAUUGAACUGUUAUUACUAUUACUAUUACUAUUUCUAUUACUGAACCAUAUAUCAAAUGGGCAAAAAAUGUGUAAACCAACCCAUAAUAAUAAAACACAAGAGGGACAGAGAGCUCAAAUACAAACUUACAAAGGGCAUAGACUAAGUAUUAAAUCAUAGAAAUAUUCACAUCGCAUGAUUACUUGUAAUGUGAGAUAAAUAGAGAACAAAGUCCAAGUGCAUGGCGCUCUUUAAUUAGUAUUUUACGAAGGACAAAGUCUAGUACAAAAGUGUACAAAACUUUUUUCAUUAAACAUUUGGUUUACAUUGUG
Gadus morhua (Atlantic cod) is the source of this 1781-nucleotide messenger RNA. RefSeq names its product unconventional myosin-XVIIIa. The record is from RefSeq and is a predicted model, not a curated record. Lineage: Eukaryota; Metazoa; Chordata; Actinopteri; Gadiformes; Gadidae. Gene Ontology annotation, biological process: telomere localization; spindle localization; actin filament organization. The transcript is spliced from 10 exons. The coding region runs from base 319 to 1314 and encodes 331 amino acids. Gene Ontology annotation, molecular function: dynein complex binding. Gene Ontology annotation, cellular component: lateral element; meiotic nuclear membrane microtubule tethering complex; meiotic spindle pole.